Copidosoma floridanum is the source of this 565-nucleotide messenger RNA. It is a transcript of the gene NdufV3, whose product is annotated as NADH:ubiquinone oxidoreductase subunit V3. Lineage: Eukaryota; Metazoa; Arthropoda; Insecta; Hymenoptera; Encyrtidae. Gene Ontology annotation, cellular component: respiratory chain complex I; mitochondrion. The record is from RefSeq and is a predicted model, not a curated record.
GUCUGCUGGUUAGUGUCUGCAGCUAUUACAAGAAAUUUUUUGCAAACAAGUGUUGUUGAUCUGAUUUCCCUUCGGGGAAUUAUUUGUACAUACGAAAAUGCUCCGAACUCUUGGUGCGCGACUCGUCCCAAAGAGAACAAUUGUUGUGUUCAACAAAGGCUAUGCCUCAGACAAGUCUGGCAAAAAUAGUUCGUCUGAGACAAACCAUCAGUGUAUUCCUAAUGUGCCAGGAUUGAGUGGUGCUGUUGUUGAUGUACCAGAUUAUCCUGUUGGUUUUCGUGGAGCUAAAAAAGAUGCGGAAUACAAAAAUCCAGAAUACUUCUGUUAUCAUGUUGAUUCCUUUGCUGAUGCCUUUAUAGAGAUGGAAAAAUACAGACUACCAGCUCCAUCAAACAAGGCAGGGAAAAAGUAAAUUUCAUUAGCUGUAAUUGAUCAAUUUUAAUUUUUUUCUCUUUGGAACUACUUACUAUACAUGCUUUUUGAGUAGAUUGUGCCGGUUCCAUCAGUCAUAAAAUCUAUGUAAAUUUUGAAAUAGCAAAAAAAAUAAACGUAUUUAAACAUUUAA